GGGCUCGGGCAGCCUCUCGGAGUCACACAGCACCCCCCUCCCACCCCCGGCAGACAAAGGGCCCGGGCAAACUCGCCGCCCGGCCUCCUUGCGCUCCGGGGAGGCGGCGGCGCCCGCGGUGGAUCGCGCAAGGAGGCGCGCGCGGGGCAAGGAGCCGCGGCCGCGGGAGCGCGGUCCCGGAAAGAGCCGCGAGAUGCGCCUUACUCACAUCUGCUGCUGCUGCCUCCUUUACCAGCUGGGGGUCUUGUCGAAUGGGAUCGUUUCAGGGCUGCAGUUCACCCCCGAUCGCGAGGAGUGGGAAGUCGUGUUUCCUGCACUCUGGCGCCGGGAGCCGGUGGAUGCGGCGGGCGGCAGCGGGGGCAGCGCGGACCCGGGCUGGGUGCGCGGCGCUGGGGGCGGCGGAGGCGCCCGAACUCAGGCGGCCGGCAGCUCCCGCGAGGUGCGCUCGGUGGCCCCGGCGCCGCCGGGCGAGCCCGCCGAGGGCCAUUCCGCACCCCGGCCCCGACCUCGGCCGCCGUCGCCGCCAGCGGGCGAGGAGGACGAGGAGUUCGAAUCGCAGGAGCUGCCGCGGGGAUCCGGCGGGGCUGCCGCCCUGUCCCCGGGCGCCCCGGCCUCGUGGCAGCCGCCGCCCCCACAGCCACCCCCGUCUCCUCCACCGGCCCAGGAAGCCGAGUCAGACGGUGACGAGGUACUGCUGCGGAUCCCGGCCUUCUCCCGGGACCUGUACCUGCUGCUCCGGAGAGAUGGCCGCUUCCUGGCGCCGCGCUUCGCGGUGGAGCAGCGGCCGAGUCCGGGCCCCGUCCCGACGCUGGCAGCAGCGGCCCGGCGCCCUCCGGCGCCGCCCGAUGCCUCCUGCUUCUACACCGGGGCGGUGCUGCAGCACCCUGGCUCGCUGGCCUCUUUCAGCACCUGUGGAGGUGGCCUGAUGGGAUUUAUACAGCUCAAUGAGGACUUCAUAUUUAUUGAACCACUCAAUGAUACAAUGGCCAUAACGGGUCAUCCACACCGUGUAUAUAGGCAGAAAAGGUCCAUGGAGGAAAAAGUCACAGAGAAGUCAGCUCCUCACAGUCAUUACUGUGGUAUCAUUUCAGACAAAGGAAGACCUAGAUCUAAAAAAAUAACAGAAAGUGGAAGAGGGAAACGAUAUUCAUACAAAUUACCUCAAGAAUACAACAUAGAGACUGUAGUGGUUGCAGACCCAGCAAUGGUUUCCUAUCAUGGAGCAGAUGCAGCCAGGAGAUUCAUUCUAACCAUCUUAAAUAUGGUUUUUAACCUUUUCCAACACAAGAGUCUUGGUGUGCAGGUCAAUCUUCGUGUGAUAAAGCUUAUUCUGCUCCAUGAAACUCCAGCAGACCUAUAUAUUGGGCACCAUGGAGAGAAAAUGCUAGAGAGUUUUUGCAAGUGGCAGCAUGAAGAAUUUGGCAAAAAGAAUGAUAUACAUUUAGAGAUGUCUACAAGCUGGGGAGAGGACAUGACUUCAGUGGAUGCAGCUAUACUUAUAACAAGGAAAGAUUUCUGUGUUCACAAAGAUGAACCAUGUGAUACAGUUGGUAUAGCUUAUUUGAGUGGAAUGUGUAGUGAAAAGAGAAAAUGUAUUAUUGCUGAAGACAAUGGCUUGAAUCUUGCAUUUACAAUUGCUCAUGAAAUGGGUCACAACAUGGGCAUUAAUCAUGACAAUGACCACCCAUCAUGUGCUGAUGGUCUUCAUAUCAUGUCUGGUGAAUGGAUUAAAGGACAAAAUCUUGGUGAUGUUUCAUGGUCCCGAUGUAGCAAGGAAGAUUUGGAAAGAUUUCUAAGGUCAAAGGCCAGUAGCUGCUUGCUACAGACAAAUCCCCAGAGUGUCAAUUCCGUGAUGGUUCCUUCCAAGUUGCCAGGGAUGACCUACACUGCUGAUGAGCAAUGUCAGAUUCUCUUUGGGCCAUUGGCUUCCUUUUGUCAAGAGAUGCAGCAUCUUAUUUGCACAGGGUUGUGGUGCAAGGUAGAGGGUGAGAAAGAAUGCAGAACCAAGCUCGAUCCACCCAUGGAUGGAACGGACUGUGACGCUGGUAAGUGGUGUAAGGCUGGAGAAUGUACCACCAGGACCUCAGCACCUGGACAUGUGGCCGGAGAGUGGAGCAUGUGGAGUCCCUGUAGCCGAACCUGCAGUUCUGGGAUCAGCAGUCGAGAACGCAAAUGUCCUGGGCUAGGUUCUGAAGCAAGGGAUUGUAAUGGUCCCAGAAAACAAUACAGAAUAUGUGAGAGUCCACCUUGUCCUGCAGGUUUGCCUGGAUUCAGAGACUGGCAAUGUCAGGCCUAUAGUGUUAGAACUUCAUACCCAAAGCAUGGUCUUCAGUGGCAAGCUGUCAUGGAUGAAGAAAAACCAUGUGCCUUGUUUUGCUCUCCUGUUGGGAAAGAACAGCCUAUCCUUCUAUCAGAAAAAGUAAUGGAUGGAACUUCAUGUGGAUAUCAGGGAUUAGAUGUCUGUGCAAAUGGCAGGUGUCAGAAGGUUGGCUGUGAUGGUUUUUUAGGGUCCCUUGCAAGGGAAGAUCACUGUGGUGUAUGCAAUGGCAAUGGAAAAUCAUGCAAAAUUAUUAAAGGAGAUUUUAAUCACACCAGAGGAGCAGGUUAUGUAGAAGUGCUGGUGAUACCUGCUGGAGCAAGAAGAAUCAAAGUUGUGGAGGAAAAGCCGGCACAUAGCUAUUUAGCUCUACGCGACACUGGAAAGCAGUCUAUUAAUAGUGACUGGAAGAUUGAACACUCGGGAGCAUUCAACUUAGCGGGCACUACUGUUCAUUAUGUAAGACGAGGCCUCUGGGAGAAGAUCUCCGCCAAAGGUCCUACCACAUCACCUCUACACCUCCUGGUGCUGCUAUUUCAAGACCAAAAUUAUGGUCUUCACUAUGAAUAUACUAUCCCGUCGGACCCUCUUCCAGAGAAUCAGAGCUCAAAAGCACCCGAACCCCUUUUCAUGUGGACGCACACAGGCUGGGAAGAUUGUGAUGCCACGUGUGGAGGAGGAGAAAGGAAGACAACAGUGUCUUGCACAAAAAUCAUGAACAAAAACAUCAGCAUUGUGGACAACAAGAAAUGCAAAUACCUAACCAAGCCUGAGCCACAGAUUCGCAAGUGUAAUGAGCAACCAUGCCAAACAAGAUGGAUGAUGACGGAAUGGACCCCCUGUUCACGAACUUGUGGAAAAGGGAUGCAGAGCAGACAGGUGGCCUGUACCCAACAGUUGAGCAAUGGGACUCUGAUCAGAGCCCGGGAGAGGGACUGCUCCGGGCCUAAGCCUGCCUCCGCCCAGCGCUGUGAGGGUCAGGACUGCAUGACCGUAUGGGAGGCAGGAGUGUGGUCUGAGUGUUCGGUCAAGUGUGGCAAAGGCGUACGUCACCGGACCGUGAGGUGUACGAACCCUAGGAAGAAAUGUGUCCUCUCCACCAGACCCAGGGAGGCUGAAGAUUGUGAGGAUUACUCAAAAUGCUAUGUGUGGCGAAUGGGUGACUGGUCUAAGUGCUCAAUUACCUGUGGCAAAGGAAUGCAGUCCCGUGUUAUUCAGUGCAUGCAUAAGAUCACAGGAAGACAUGGAAAUGAAUGUUUUUCUUCAGAGAAACCUGCAGCAUACAGGCCAUGCCACCUUCAGCCUUGCAAUGAGAAGAUUAAUGUAAAUACCAUAACGUCACCCCGGCUGGCUGCGCUGACUUUCAAGUGCCUGGGAGACCAGUGGCCUGUGUACUGCCGAGUGAUACGUGAGAAGAACCUAUGCCAGGACAUGCGCUGGUAUCAGCGCUGCUGUGAGACGUGCAGGGACUUCUAUGCCCAAAAACUGCAGCAGAAGAGUUGACCUCUAGCAGGCUGGCUGGCUCACAGCUCUUUGCAAUUACAUUAUUUAUAAACACACACACUAGCAUGUUUCUCAGACCAAAUAUUAUCAGAUUACAUAUAAUUUAAUCAGAUUAAUUUAUUUUGGUGCCCGCCAAACAUCCAAUAUGGUGUUUGUUUUGGUCAUACAAACAUUUUGAUUUAUACUAUAUGGCUUCAUAAAUAAUUUUAUAUGAAUAAGUUGGAUCCAGUUUCCAGAAUAAAAAUAAAAAGGGAAAAAGAAAAAAAAAAACAAGAUCAUUAGGCUCUAAAAAAAAAUUUUGUUUUAAGUUAGGGCUGUCUCUAAGGUGCUACUCUCUCCCUGCCGAUACCAUUGAGUUAUCCAGAAUGUAUACUAACUUAGUGUAAUAGUUUAGUUAUAUAAGGAGAGAAGUCAUUUUUGUUUUCUUGGUUUCCUGAUGCAGAAUUAGCCCAUUUUCUGUCACCUACAGGAGAUGUGGAAACAUAACAAACCUCAGAGUGUUGAACAGGUUUUUAGAGAAUGUAUUAUGAAUUUGGUUCGGAUUUAGAGAUAUCCAUAGGAAAAAUUCUACUGUAAUUAUAACCUUAUUUUAAUAAUGGAAAGGAAAAGUCAAAAUAGAGACUUUGAUCAUGUUCAUGAACAUGUACUUGAACACAAGUAGUGUAACAAUGAAACACUGUAAUGAUUUACACUGAAUCACCAUUGCACUGUUGAUAUAGUGUAGAGAAACCAUUAUAGAAAUGGUAACAUCCUACAAAAAUAUGUAUUAUUUUAACAUGUUGUCAUUAGAUUUUAGCUUUUUAAAAUAUUUUGAACAAAGAAAGCAGCGAUCCACCCGUUUCCUUGUAUUUUUUUAGUAGAUUUAUAAAAGAGCAUAGUACUUAGCCUCACGAAUCAUCAUGAGAAAACUUACCAAUUAUUUUCCAGCCUUUUCCCUAGAAACAAGAAGAAACAAAAUGCUUAUGAUACUGUGGUAGUUUCAUUGUGUUUUUUCCUUUCGAAAACUAAAAGUUUUACAAUUCUGUGAAACGUUAAAAAAAAACAGCUUAAAUGUUUUCUUGUGAGAAAAUGUUGUACAUGAUUCACAUGAUUUCUUAGAUUUUUUUUUUCAAUAAAAUAUGUGAAGCUUCCUGUUGGGAGGCACUUCUUCACAGGUCUCUCACGUCUCUACAUAUCUUGGCACUGUCUGCUUUUGUUCGGGAGUAUCUGGUAAGGGAUGUUUGUACGGCCGUGGAAGACAGUUGCACAGCCUUGGAUAAAGAUGAUGGAGCAAAGGGCAGACGUGCCUACCUCUCCUUAUAAAGAUUUCCGGCCCUAAAACGGGGGUCCCUCUCCUGUGAUACAAGUCACUGCAUGUGCAGAUAUCACCCUGCUGUCUUUGUGUCACCCUGGGGGAAUUGGGGCUCAGGAAACUGACACAAGAAAAUGCUGACUCUGUGCUACUGCUAUUGCUGUGAGUAACAAAGUCCUUUGUCUCCAACCCAGAGACAAAGAGUCUUCUCUUUGUCUUCUGUGUUCUGCCCUUAAAGUGGGCAGGCUGAUACAACAGAUUGGAAGUAGAGUAAAACCUCAUCAUCUGCACGGUUCAUGACACAUCCCUCAUCAGUGAUUUUUUACCUUCAUUUUAAUAUGGAGGGCAUUUUGAUUCUAGAUGUCCCCUUACUUAUGUAUAUUCUUUAGCUUAAUUGCUGAGAUAUAAAAUUAUUAACUAAUAUCCACACAUCUUAAGUCAUGAGAGUACGGGCAUCGGAGAGGUAAAAAAUUACAUUUUAAGAUGAGAUGUUCUCAAUCUCAUCCCUUGAUUCCUAAGUCUGUGAAUCUAAGUAGAAAUAGCACCCUGUGGGGCACCUGGGUGACUCAAUUAGUUGGUUAAGCGUCCGACUU
Messenger RNA from Acinonyx jubatus (cheetah), 5704 nucleotides. RefSeq names its product ADAM metallopeptidase with thrombospondin type 1 motif 19 (gene ADAMTS19). The record is from RefSeq and is a predicted model, not a curated record. Bases 194 to 3820 code for a protein of 1208 amino acids. Gene Ontology annotation, molecular function: metalloendopeptidase activity. Gene Ontology annotation, cellular component: extracellular matrix. NCBI's taxonomy places the organism in Eukaryota, Metazoa, Chordata, Mammalia, Carnivora, Felidae. The transcript is spliced from 23 exons. Gene Ontology annotation, biological process: proteolysis; extracellular matrix organization.